AUGGCCACAACCAACAAGCUCUACCAUACCCUUGGACAAAACGGUCCAAAAUUACCUGAAUUGGAUAUGGGGCAAUGGUGUGUCUUCCAUUACCGGAAAUUCGACCAAGCUGAGUAUGCACAGACUAUCGAGGGAGGAUAUGGGGGUGGAAACACCGAGGAAGCAGCACUUGAGAUCCUUAGAACGGCAGCCGAGGAAUGCACGCUGAUCGAUACGUCAAACGUCUAUGGUGACCCACGGGCCCCAGGACGUAAUGAAAGCCUAAUCGGAAAGUUGCUCCAGGACCGCGAAUAUCGUUCAAAAGUCUUCAUCUGCACCAAGUUUGGACUCGUAAUGGGGAUAAAAGAUGGCUCUUUGGUCAUAGAUGCCAGAGGCGACCCCGAAUACGUUCGCCAAUGCUGCGAGGAAUCCUUGAAGCGGCUCCAGGUUGAUCAGAUCGACCUUUAUUAUCAACACAGGGUCGACCGCUCGAGGCCCAUUGAAGAGACCUGGGGCGAACUCAAGAAAUUGCAAGAGGAAGGCAAAGUCAAAUAUCUCGGCAUCUCCGAGGCUACGCCCGAUGAGAUUCGUCGCGCUCACGCCAUUGCACCGAUUACUGCUUUGCAAAUCGAGUUCUCGCCAUUCACGCCAGAUAUUCGGGAAAACGGUAUUCUGGAUACGUGUCGUGAGCUCGGUAUUGCCAUUGUGGCAUAUAGCCCACUUGGGCGAGGAAUGAUCUCUGGCGAAUAUACGUCUCCAGAUCAGUUCGAAGCCAGUGAUUAUCGUCGUUUCAUGCCUCGCUUCCAAGGCGAGGCAUUCACCGAGAAUCUGAAGCUUGUAGAAGCUAUCAAGAAUAUUGCGAGCAAAAAGGGCGUUUCACCGACCCAGUUGACGCUCGCGUGGGUUCUUGCACAGGGAGAAGAUUUCUUUGUUAUUCCUGGAACGCGAAGUCUCUCCAAACUGAAGGACAAUAUCGCCGCCGGAUCUAUCACCAUCAGCGAGGAAGAGAAGGAGGAAAUUGAGAGUGUCAUUGCCCGGAUCAAGGUCAUUGGUGACAGGUGA
Serendipita indica DSM 11827 is the source of this 1041-nucleotide messenger RNA. The record is from the annotation of a GenBank genome assembly. NCBI's taxonomy places the organism in Eukaryota, Fungi, Basidiomycota, Agaricomycetes, Sebacinales, Serendipitaceae.